Molecule: messenger RNA, 2948 nt
Organism: Alexandromys fortis (reed vole)
Lineage: Eukaryota; Metazoa; Chordata; Mammalia; Rodentia; Cricetidae
Gene: Tubb1
Product: tubulin beta 1 class VI
Exons: 4
Coding region: 48-1409 (453 amino acids)
Biological process (GO): mitotic cell cycle; microtubule cytoskeleton organization
Cellular component (GO): microtubule; cytoplasm
Molecular function (GO): GTP binding; structural constituent of cytoskeleton; GTPase activity
Source: RefSeq, a predicted model, not a curated record
CUCUCCCACACGCUGAGACCUGACUGAUCCUUGGGUUCAAGGCAAGGAUGCGGGAAAUCGUGCACAUUCAGAUUGGCCAGUGUGGCAACCAGAUCGGAUCCAAGUUCUGGGAGGUGAUCGGAGAAGAACAUGGGAUUGACCCUGCUGGGGGCUACUGUGGGGCCUCCGCCCAGCAACUGGAGCGGAUCAGCGUGUACUACAAUGAAGCCUACGGUAAAAAGUAUGUGCCCCGCGCUGUCCUUGUGGACCUGGAACCUGGGACGAUGGAUAGCAUCCGAUCCAGCAGAUUAGGAGCCCUCUUUCAGCCUGAUAAUUUUGUUCAUGGUAACUCAGGAGCUGGUAACAACUGGGCCAAGGGCCACUACACCGAGGGAGCAGAGCUGAUCGAGAGCGUCCUGGACGUGGUGAGGCGGGAGAGCGAGAGCUGCGACUGCCUUCAGGGUUUCCAGAUCGUGCACUCUCUGGGUGGGGGCACCGGCUCAGGCAUGGGCACCUUGCUCAUGAACAAGAUCAGGGAGGAAUACCCAGACCGGAUCCUUAACUCCUUUAGCGUCAUGCCGUCCCCCAAGGUGUCCGACACGGUGGUAGAGCCCUACAAUGCCGCCCUGUCCAUCCACCAGCUGAUUGAGAACACAGAUGCCUGUUUCUGCAUCGACAACGAGGCACUCUACGACAUUUGCUUCCGCACCCUGAGGCUGACGACACCCACCUACGGCGACCUCAACCACCUGGUGUCCUUGACCAUGAGUGGCAUCACGACUUCCCUACGGUUUCCCGGCCAGCUCAACGCGGACCUGCGCAAGCUGGCGGUGAAUAUGGUGCCCUUUCCUCGUCUCCACUUCUUCAUGCCGGGCUUCGCUCCACUCACGGCCCAGGGCAGUCAGCAGUACCGAGCCCUCUCGGUGGCUGAGCUCACCCAACAGAUGUUUGAUGCCCGCAACAUCAUGGCUGCCUGUGACCCUCGCCGCGGUCGCUACCUGACUGUGGCUUGCAUCUUCCGGGGUAAGAUGUCCACUAAGGAAGUAGACCAACAGCUGCUGUCUGUGCAGACGAGGAACAGCAGCUGCUUCGUGGAAUGGAUUCCCAACAACGUCAAGGUGGCUGUGUGUGACAUCCCACCCCGCGGGCUGAACAUGGCAGCUACCUUCCUGGGUAACAAUACAGCCAUCCAGGAGCUCUUCACCAGGGUCUCCGAGCACUUCUCGGCCAUGUUCAGAAGGAAAGCUUUUGUGCACUGGUACACCAGCGAAGGGAUGGACAUAAGUGAAUUUGGGGAAGCUGAGAGUGAUAUCCAUGACCUGGUAUCUGAGUACCAACAAUUUCAAGACGUCAAAGCAGGGCUGGAGGAGAGCGAAGAGGACAGGGAGGAAGAGGAGGCAGAAAUGGAGGCAGAAGAUAAGGAACAUUAGCCAGGAGAGAGGCUACAGGGCAGCCAUUUUCUGUAAUUUCUCCAAAGACCUGUGGCUGUCCUGAAGCCCUUGGAGCCUGCCCUCCCUUUGCCAAGGGGAGGGACAACAGGUGUAGGUGGUAGUGAUGGUUGGGCGUGGCAGGGCCUUUGGCAGCCACUACGUCAUCACGUGAUUGUGCUUCUCUUUAAGCAGCAAGCGAAUUGACUGUAGUGAGCCAGCUUGUUUUUUAGUAGCUAUAGGUAGACCCCUAGAAGAAGCUUGCCAGGAGUCCUUUGCAGCGCAUGGUCCCUCUCCAACCCUUUAGCAGCGUUGUUGAGUACCCGAUAACCAGGGCAGCUCUGAGUCCCCCUUUCCCAAACCCAGCAAGACCUGGUGUCUGAAGGGUGUGCGGGAGGCUCAGGGCCAAGGGAAGUGUGAGUCCACCUCCAUGACUGCACUGUGUAGCCCUUCUGUGCCCCUCGACAGGCUGGCUGGAAGAAGACAAAGGGAAGCCAGAGAAGCCAUGCUUCGCCUCUGAGCUCCCGCCGUCCAAAGCCUAGGGAAACAAAGCAUUCCCGUCCUCGGACCCUGGUCUCCCAGUAACUGGCUCCCAACGCAUUUCUCUGUGUUUCUCGUUAGAACUAGACGCCAGUGUUCACUAAUGACUGUCCUGGUUUUCCUCCCAAAGGCUGUCCGUAGAUGCUCUUUAUUCCCCUCAGCAGUCACCUCUGCAGCUCUUGUUCAGCCUCUCCAUUCUCUGGGAAGGGGCACGAGGCAUGCCCGGCAACCAUUUGGAUGCAGGAACGCAGCCGCAAUGCCGCAGUGUCCUCCUUGGUGACAGCGGACAUGGGCUCAUUAGGGAACUUUAUAGUUCAGAUUAAUUUGCAGAAGUUGCCAUGGAUGUUUGCAGGAUGACACAGCUUUAACCACUGCAGCUGUAACCUCACAUGACGACAGGACUGAACACACAGGAGCCCAGGCAGCCUUCCGUAACCUCUUGGCUGUAGUCUACCUAGGUCCGAGGUGCGUGGGGUCUCAGUGGUCUGCAGCUGUCACGGAGGAGCUCUUUGACCUCUCCAAAGGGAAUUGUUUGCGUGAAAGUGGGUCCUAGUGUCUUGGUUUGUCCCUAUGGUGCUGGGGAUGGAACCUAGGGCCUUGUCACCAGCUACUCUCCGGGGCCUGUUUAUAACCAAUACUGAAUUGGCAGGUGGGCGGCAGUCUCUUCACUUAGGCACCGGGAAGAAAUAAUUACAGUUCACAGCGCGAGCAAUCAGGCCCCAUUGUUGGUGUGACUGACCAGGCUCCUGUUUAUUUUAAAUACUUUCCACUUUGGUAUGGAUUGAGAAGCACGAGCUGAGCGUUAGAGCUGUACCUCCCCUUUCUUCCUUAGAUGCUAACAAGGUUUACAGCCCACCACUCUGCAGGAGUCUGCUGCAUGCUUACUGGGAUGCCUUCAUUCUAGCCUGUGAAAGGUGAUCCCACAGAUGCAAAAAGAGGCCUCAAUUCUAACUUUUUUAAAAUUUAUGACUGUUUAUACUUGCUCACUAAGUCAUUGAAGUG